UGUAGUUGGUGGAUAUGGUCCUGUACCAGGCUUCGUGCACAGACUCUCGGCUCUGAUCCCGCCUGAGACAUUGUAGCGGCAGCAGAGAGAGAUCCCCAGCUGUGGAGCGGGCUCCUCCGACCACCCUGCGACGGAGGGGCUGCAGCGCUGGAGAGUUACUAUGCAGCUUGGACUGUUUGUGGUGGUGGUUUUUCUAAGCUCGAUGGAUCUAACAGGCAGCAGCAAAGUGAUGAAGGGCAAGAGGCAAAGACGAAUUAGCACUGAGCUGAGUCAGGGCUGUGCCAGGGGCUGUGACCUGUGCUCCGAGUUCAACGGGUGCCUGAGAUGUUCCCCCAAACUCUUCAUCCUUCUGGAAAGGAACGACAUCCGGCAGAUCGGGAUUUGCCUGCCCUCCUGUCCCCUGGGCUACUUCGGCCUUCGCAAUACAGACAUGAACAAGUGCAUCAAAUGCAAAAUUGAGAACUGUGAGUCCUGUUUCAGUCGAAACUUUUGCACAAAGUGUAAGGAAGGUUUGUACUUGCACAAAGGGAGAUGUUAUGUCACCUGCCCCGAAGGCUACUCUGCUGCCAAUGGCACCAUGGAGUGCAGCAGUCCUGCACAAUGUGAAAUGAGCGAGUGGGGGCCCUGGGGGCCCUGCUCCAAGAAGAGGAAGCUCUGUGGCUUCAAGAAGGGCAAUGAAGACCGAACGCGGCGGAUCCUGCAGGCUCCCUCCGGAGACCUGUCCCUGUGUCCUGCCACCACCGAGGUGCGGCGGUGCACCGUGCAGAAGAACCAGUGCCCCGAAGGGAAAAGGAAGAAAAAGGAAGAGCAAGGAAAGCAAGGCAAUGUGAAUGGGAACAGAAAUCGGAAAGACACCAAAGAUGCCAAAUCUGGCACCAAGAAGAGGAAAAGCAAACAGAGAGGGGCUGUGGUCCCCGUGACGGCCGCUAGCUCUGCCCAAUAGCUGCCCCUUUACAUCACUUGAUGGCAAGACUUCAUUGCUGCUAUGUAUAUGAAAGCUUUAUUGAACCAGAGCACUGCUACACAACACGUAGACACAUCCAGAGAGACAGACAUAUACUCCCAGACCGACCCACAGACCCGACAGGAACCACACACACAGUAUUUAAGGAGGCUGCACACACACUGCACCCAGGAUCGCGGAUGGACGCUGCCAAGGAGAGGAGUGGGAGCACAGCCAGAGGGAAGCUGACCUCCCCAGGGCCCCAUGGAGGAUGCUGCGAGGAGGAGAGGUGGAGUAUGAGCCAGUGAAAGACCCAGAUGUGAGACUCCAUGACCAAAGGCCUUGACUGGAGACCAGCCCUGUGGCCCCAGCACAGCACAGCUGCAGCCAGGGGGUCAAGACUGGACCCAUAUGCCCCUUCUCCUUGACCUGGGACCUGGACUCAGAUGAAAGCAGUGGCCUCUUUCUCUUCCCCUACCCUUUAUUUUGUGUUUUAAGCUGUAUGACUUUAUCACUGCGAGUCCAUGUUAAACGUUUGUGGUAAGGGGUCAGUGGCAUCUGCCCUGAAUCUGCUUCAAAGAGUUAUUUCAAAUUAAAACAAAAAACCCAAACCAAAAUGACAACUAGCUCCUGUGGUUCAUGCCUUGGCCCCUGUGGAGGCUGGUGUCCCACAGGACAGAGACUCACUUGGGCAAGGGAAACUCACCAAAGCUUUAAGAAACCCCCAGGAAACUGUUGCCAGCUGCGCGGCAGCCACAAAGGAGCCAUCCUGAGCUCACAGGACCCCAGCUGAGCUCCGCCGAGCCCCGGAGGAAUUGCCCGCGGCAGGAUCCGGUUAAUGUGCAGCACAUGGAGAGAAGGAGAGGUUGCAAAAGCCACAGAAACGUCGUGGCUCUGCCCGUGCAGGCACAGCUGCAGGAGCCUGCCCUGGGCUUUGGCUGCGCUCGCCCGGCUGCG
Molecule: messenger RNA, 1900 nt
Organism: Pogoniulus pusillus (Red-fronted tinkerbird)
Lineage: Eukaryota; Metazoa; Chordata; Aves; Piciformes; Lybiidae
Gene: RSPO1
Product: R-spondin 1
Exons: 5
Coding region: 161-943 (260 amino acids)
Source: RefSeq, a predicted model, not a curated record